Messenger RNA from Labeo rohita (rohu), 3255 nucleotides. RefSeq names its product NTPase, KAP family P-loop domain containing 1 (gene nkpd1). The transcript has 5 exons. Lineage: Eukaryota; Metazoa; Chordata; Actinopteri; Cypriniformes; Cyprinidae. The record is from RefSeq and is a predicted model, not a curated record. Bases 196 to 2409 code for a protein of 737 amino acids.
CUCUCUACCCUACCGCAUGUGGUAAAGCAAAAGCAGUUUUCUUCUGUCUACAUGAAAUAUCUCUGAAAAUGGAGAAUGGAUAUUAGUGUACUAGCAAUUUUGCUGUAAACUGUGCCUGAAGGAUUGCUUGCUAAUUCUGCUUGGAGAAGGAAAACUGCUGAACAAAACACACUGUGUUAUUUAAAUACAGGACCAAUGGCAAUUGAAAAAGUGACAGAUAUCCCUUCGGAUAAUGUGUAUGCUUAUGCAUUAUCAAAAACCCUCACAAAGGUCUCUUCUCCUGUGACGGUGGGUUUGUAUUCAGAAUGUCAAAACAGGAUCAACAUGGUCCUCAAGAACAUUGAGGUUCACAUGAAUCAGGAGGCCAAAAGAAGAGAAGAGAAGUACACUAAGGGACCAAAGCCUCGCUCAAUUACACCUUCUAUUUUCGACAUGCUCUCUUUAAUCCUACGCCUCCUCUUCUAUCGGCCUGUCUGGACGGAGCAGAACCAAAACAUGAAGAACAUUCGGUAUAUGUUCGUGAGGUUCAGCGCAUGGCAUUUUGCAGGCAGCGACUUUCUCUGGGCAGGACUGGUAAUGCAGUUGACCAAGGCUAUUCAGAACAGCUUUGGUAAACUCCAGCUGGGCCUUUUCCGAAUCGCCCAACAUGAUGAAGAGAAAGAUGCAGGGAAGAAAAAGAUUGAGGAUGUUUCAAAGAACUGGAGGUCAAAAAAGAUGGGCUGCAUCCCCAUUUGGGCGCUAAUACUUAUGGGAUUCAUUGGAUCACUCCUUAUUCUGGUUCCUCUCAUCAUAUAUGGAUUUCCUCAUCUGAAGAAACACCUAGAAGGAGAAAAGGUUGAGGAGUCAAGUGGUUACGGUGCACUGGAAGGUAUCGCCAUCAGCGUACUUGGCGUUCCUGCAAUCGCAGUUCUGCGAUUUAUAUUUUUGCUGUCGAAGAACCUCAUCUUCAACCAGGACCUCAAAAUUAGACAAGGGCUGGACAACAAGAAGGUAAGUCAGCAGCUGGGACUCAUGCAUGAAGUUCGGAAGGAGAUGAGACUGCUGUGCUGCUUCAUCUACUUCAUGGAGAUCUUCGAAAGAAGAAGGAUCAGGGUGGUGUUAGAGAUCACAAACUUGGACCGUUGCACACCGAAGAAAAUUGUAGGUGUUUUGGAUGCCAUCAACAUUCUCCUGUCUGAUGAUGAGAGUCCAUUCAUUUCUGUGCUUGCCGUAGAUCCGGAAGUCUUGGUAGGACAGGUCGAACAGGCAGAAGACUGUCUAAGCAAAAGAGACUCUGCAUAUGACUUUCUAGAUCGUAUAAUCACACUGCCCUUCACUGUACCUCCACUAACAGAUGCUUCGAAGUCCAUCGUCUUUGGAAACAUUGUCCAUGGUCAGUCUGAGGUUCCUGAAGACAUUCCUCUUGAGGAGACCAAAGCAUCUGCUGUAGAAAGUCUCAGAACUUCGUUCUCUGUUGAAGAUGAAUGUUCUGUAAAGUACAGUGAGACUGAAGAACAAGCCAUUCCUUUGAUUGCAAAGAAAGGAAACAUUGAAACCUUCACUGCAGCGGAACUUAAUCUACGAGAAGUGGAUAAGUUAAUUGAGUCUACAUAUUCCUGCAUCUCCACAAGAGAUAAAAGCAAACUUCAGUCUUACAUAUCUGGAGAAACCAUGUCUAUGAGACGAGUGAUUAACUCCAUUCGAGUAACUAUUAUGAUUAUGGAGACCCGAAAAUUUGAGCCACCACCUCCAGAGAAAAUUGCUGCAUGGGUGGUUUUGGUGGAUCUUUGGCCUUGCAGAUUAAGUUGGAUUCUUCAGUGCAUUGAAGAUGACCAACAGAGUGAUGAGGUAGACGGAUCAUUCUGUGCCACUGAUAAUUCCAAGACAUUAUGGGAAGUGUUCAAUUAUAAUAGCAUGGAGCUCUGCAUCAUUGGACAUGCUGUGGAAGACUUUCUAGAAAGAGACGGGGACCCUGAGCUGUUUGAGGUUUUCCUUAGGAAAGACUUUGUGUUCACUGUAGGGGAGUUGGAAAUGUUACAGCUUUGCACAGUGAACUUAAACUACUCCAUCAAGAAUGAGCUAGCCAGGGUCCGUGGGAGCCGCAGACUCAGGAGAGCAGGGAGAAAUGCUUUCCUGUCCCUCUCAUCACGAACUGUAAUGAACAUGAAAACAGAAGAUAUUUGUCAAGAGCUGUCGAAACUGAAAUUCCCAGAGAAAUACCUCGAAGCGGUAAGGGAAAAUUUCAUAGACGGCAAAACGAUUCUCUUCAGUGACCCCAAAGACCUCAGGCAAGUCCUGCAAAUGACUCUGGGUGAAUGGAUGACUUUUAAAAUUCAUUUCCUCGGGGUCACACCUUCUAGUCGGACAGCUCAGGCAAAAACUCCAAACGCCACAAACCAUGAAGUGGUCAUAUGCCCAUCUGGCAAGUAAGCAGUAUAACCGACCUUGAGGUUUGCAUCACUGCAUUUUUCCUCCUGUGCAUGCUUGCAACGGCCUGAGAAUGUUUCAGGAAACAAUACUGCAUAACUACAAAAAUAUAAUUCCCUUACGGCAAGAUUGUAAAUGUACACCAGCGAACCAGACUACUCAACAAAUGAUGACAUUUAAAAAUAGAGCUUUGUUAUGCAGAAAACUUUCAGUCUUCAAACAGAUCAAAUUCAUAACAUGCAUUAUUUAUAAUGGGAAUAACUUAACUAUUAAGAAGCUUUUCCAAUAAUUCUAGGUAAAAUAAACUACUACUGAAUGUCAUUUCUGCACCAAAAUAAAAAAGGAAAUGGAAUCUUCUACAGUGUGGAGCAGAAAAGGUACUACAAUAAACACCCAAGUUUAAAUCUGCAUAAAUAUCAUCUUGCUUAGUUUUAAUUAAUGUAUUGAUUUUAUUCAUUUACUGAUAUUGCAAACCUUAUAAGACUGUGUAACCACCUUAAGAACAUGAAAACUGUUCAGCUAGCCUGAACUUAUUCCCCACACAUCCACACCUGAGACACAGCAGGUCCAAUGAUAACACCAUUCAUCAGUUUACCACCGUCAGACCAUCGAUCCCAUCUGUGAAGGAAAAAGAAACAUAAUCACACAAGGCAUUGGACUUUACAAAGCUGAAUUUUGUGUUUGUAAAUUAUAAGGUUUCUGUGCAAUGAAACUGGUUACCUAGACACUUUGCCCGCCUGUCAUUGGUCAAACAAACAGACAGGCAUGUCUCAAAAUCAUUGGGCCUUGUCUUUAUUCAGAAUUUAAAACACUAAGGGCAUAUAGCCUAAAAAUAAAACAGCAUUGUAU